AUGUCAUUCGAUCCCGGAUACGAGGAUUCCUCCGGUUAUCUCCAAGCACCCAUCACCCAGGCCACUUACCUCCCCAAAGAAGUGAUGACCAGCCUGAUCAGCAUCAAAAAGCUGACACCGCAAAGCAGCAGCACAAGCUGGGGCAACGAAAUCACCAAUCUCGAAGCCCUGAUCGACUCCAACAUCCCAAAACCAGACGCCUCCGACAUAAACUUUCAGCGCUGGAAGUACUGGACCGGAAUCGUGGCCAACUGGCUGCUUAACCAGGUGGACGACUCGCUUCAGAGAAUAGUCAAAGUCCAGACCACGAUGCUGACUUACGCGGACGAAGUCUUCAAAACGAUCAAGCUGUUGAGCGCGGGCAAUCACCGCUCGUACGUGGAGCACGAGCUGGCAAAGUGGCAGAACAUGAAGCGCAGCGAACACCAAACUGCCAUUGACUUCAUCAUGGCUUAUCAGAAUCAGUUCAAUCGUCUGAAAAUCGAGGGCGAGGAAGAGCCCUGUGGGAUGGCGCUUGGAAGACUUCUACAAGAGCUGCAGGGCGAGCAUAUUCGGAUUCAUUUCAUUCGGGAGGAGGUGAAUGACAGGGACCGCCCUAUUGAUUACCAGCUCUUCAAUUACUACUGCAGGCUGCUGAUUAGCGAGUUCCGCGCUAACCGGAAUCUUGAGUUAGGCUUGGGGGGUGACAAUGAUGGUUCUGGGGGAAAUGGAGGAGACGGAAGUGGUCGCGGCAGUCGCAGCAGUUACAGUGGAGGAUCGGCGAGUGGACGGGAAAUGUCUUACAAAGGCUGGCGGAAGGGUAAUCGGCAGACGAAGCAGCCUCGUUGA
Messenger RNA from Penicillium soppii, 828 nucleotides. RefSeq lists its product as uncharacterized. The record is from RefSeq and is a predicted model, not a curated record. Bases 1 to 828 code for a protein of 275 amino acids. The transcript is spliced from 2 exons. NCBI's taxonomy places the organism in Eukaryota, Fungi, Ascomycota, Eurotiomycetes, Eurotiales, Aspergillaceae.